AUGAAACAUUCACUAAUAAAAAAUGUUGUAAGAAAUCACUUAAAAAAAUGCAAGUAUUUUCAUGCUAAACUUGGUUCUCAAGAAGCAGUAGAUAAUUAUUGUAAUAAGACAGCUAAUAAAGCAGAAAGGAAUCUACAAGCAUCGAAAAUACAUCCAAAUGCUGAUGAUACAUCAGAAACUACAAAAUUUUUUAAAUUCUUAAAUUCAGCACUUACUCUUCCUAGUCAGUGUGUAUUAUCCAAUUGUAUCCUUGAUGCUGAGAGAAUAAAUUAUAUUAAAUCACAAAAGCAAAAAUUAAAAGAAGAUGGUAUUGAGAUUACCUUGGCAUUUGACGGUUGA
Messenger RNA from Racocetra fulgida, 339 nucleotides. The record is from the annotation of a GenBank genome assembly. NCBI's taxonomy places the organism in Eukaryota, Fungi, Glomeromycota, Glomeromycetes, Diversisporales, Gigasporaceae.